Drosophila virilis is the source of this 1478-nucleotide messenger RNA. It is a transcript of the gene Mocs2B, whose product is annotated as Molybdenum cofactor synthesis 2B. Gene Ontology annotation, molecular function: molybdopterin synthase activity. Gene Ontology annotation, cellular component: cytosol. The record is from RefSeq and is a predicted model, not a curated record. Lineage: Eukaryota; Metazoa; Arthropoda; Insecta; Diptera; Drosophilidae. Gene Ontology annotation, biological process: Mo-molybdopterin cofactor biosynthetic process.
UUCAACUUGAACACGAUAAGCAACAAUUUGAUUCUAGCUCACAACGAAAACUAUAUUGAAAACCUGGACACGGAGAUCAAUUUACAAAAAGGAGACGAGAUUGCUGUUAUUCCGCCUAUAAGUGGCGGGUAAUAAAAUGGACCACAUUCAACUGCUUAACGACAAGAUUGACAUUAAUCUUAUCCAUCAACUGUUAAUCGAUCAAAGUUGCGGUGCUUGUUCCGUUUUUCUUGGCACAACACGUGACAACUUUGAGGGAAAAAAUGUUAUAUCAUUGGAAUAUGAAGCUUAUGAGAACAUGGCUUUAAAAGAAAUGGGUAAAAUCUGCACUGAUUUACGAGUUCGCUGGCCAAGUCUUAAGCAUAUCGUGAUAUACCACCGACUCGGAAUCGUUCCUGUGAGCGAAGUUAGUGUAGUGAUUGCCGCUUCUGCACCACAUCGUGUAGCUGCAUUGGAAUCUGUCAACUUUGCCAUAGAUCAGCUGAAGUCACGUGUGCCUAUAUGGAAAAAGGAAGUGUAUGAAAAAGACCUAAUCGGAGAGUGGAAGGCAAAUGUCGAGUGCCCUUGGCCCCAAUAUUCAAAAACAUCUUUAAGGACUUUCGAAUUCUUUUCUUGCAAAAUUGAUCAGAAAACUGAAAAUAUUCCAGAUAAGUUAGUACAAAUCAGAGUCGAUGACAGCGAGCUAAACAGACGUGUGAAAUGUUUUUUAAAAAGGAAACGAGAUGAAAUUAAUCUAUAUAAUAUACAUGACUUUAAGCAGUUGUCGACCAAUACUGAACUGGCAGACAGCUCAGAAUCGGAGGUAAAAUAUUCAUGCGCCCGUACUCAAAGUUCGCUUGUAAAGCAACAACAAUCAAAGAGUCACCUAAAAGUACGGCGUGAGAUUGACAAUUCUGGACCACACGUGCGACCCAACUAUUCUUCCCAACUUAAUAAGCUGACGACUGCACAGCACUAUAAAAAUGACUCGUUUGAAAACAGCAUGCUAAGAAAUUCACGUCUGCGCAAUAUAGAAGAGUAUAUGUGUGUUACCUCGGAUGGCGACAAUAUUUUAAAUCGCAUUAAAAAUAUAGAAAAUAAAAUAUUGUUGUUAGAAUCCAUCUCUCCAGAAUACAAAUAUUUUAUACAGUUCGGAACGGAUUUGAAAAGAAAUAAUCAUAGAAAAACCAAAAAAGAAAUUUACAUGUCGGAUAGAUUGAAUGAAUUUAUUAGUAAUUUAAAGAGAGAAUUUGGACGGUAAAAUUUGAGAAUUUUAAUUUACAAGAAUUUUUACGCUAGUGUUGUUGUCUCAGAAUCUUCAAAGCUAUACAAAAAGGAAAUAAUUUUUUCACCAUAUGCUAUUAUAAAUGUAAUUUAUAGGAUGGGAUUCGAAGGUCAUCGUAUGUAGAGUCAGCGCUAUGUAAAAAGUUAGAAAACCAUAGUUUAUUAAUAAAAGCAUUCAUGCGCGUCUGUAUGAAAUUCCAUUAACAGUAUUGGAA